GCUGGCACAAUAAUUUCCUCUAGCCCAUUCACCUAUAAAUAGCCCACCAUUUGCUACUAAAUCAACACAAUCUGAGGAGUAUAAAUCAACACAAUCUGAAGACGGCGUAUCUGCUUGCAAUCUGAGGACACUAGCAUGGAGAUCAAGCCAGCGGUGAUCCUUGUGGCCUGUUUGUUAUUCGGCAUCAGCAACAGAGGCAGUGCAGCAGGGUGCAGAACGUCAGAUAUUUUUGUCACCACAGAGGCCUACCCGGAUCCGGGAGGAAGGCUAGUGCAGUACGUGACACUGGUGAACAACUGCGCCAGGUGCACGCAGAAGAACGUAAAGCUGGCGUGCCCGGGGUUCAGCUCUUCCAUCGAGGUCUACCCGGACACUGCCAUCAAGCCGGAUGGCGACGGCAAGCUCUGCACCCUCUACGCCGGCCGCCCGGUUGGGCCUAAAGAGAAUGUCUUCUUCAACUACGUGCCCGUCUCCUCCACCAUUGUUUGUUAGAUAAUGUUGAUCAUGGACUCACAAAUAUGUUUCCAUAGUGACUGAAAGAUAGGACAUCUCUAUCAUUCAGGUAAUAAAAGAUUUGGAGUGUCUGUUUUUUAAAAAAAAAA
This is a messenger RNA of Triticum aestivum (bread wheat), 602 nucleotides long. RefSeq lists its product as uncharacterized. NCBI's taxonomy places the organism in Eukaryota, Viridiplantae, Streptophyta, Magnoliopsida, Poales, Poaceae. Gene Ontology annotation, biological process: cell fate determination. Bases 136 to 492 code for a protein of 118 amino acids. The record is from RefSeq and is a predicted model, not a curated record. The transcript is spliced from 2 exons.